AUGGCGGCGUUCCCGGCCAAACCCGCGCCGCCAUUGGAUGAUGGCUGCCACGGGGGGCCAGGCAGGGACGGAUCUGAGCUUUUCACCCAUGAACCUCCUCCCAAAACGCGUCCCGUUCACCUCGCUGGACCUACUCCGACGAUAACGCUACCUCCACAACAUGCCUGGAUCCAGGUCGCCAUCGAUACACCUCCACCAUUCAUCUGGAUCGAGGUCGCCUGCGAGGUUAAUCGCUUGGGGAUCCAACACUUCUUCUCCAACCAGAUCGAGCAGUGGUUUGAGGUGCCCCGAUGUGUCGCGCGUACCUCCCCUCGCUCCCCCGUUCGCUCACCGCCGCCAAGAUCCGGCACCGGGAGGCCACCUACCUUCCUCUCUCGAGCUUCUCUGCAGUGCGGUGAGCAAUUCAACUGUGUAUUUCUGAGAUUUCAACGGUGGCCUGGGAUUGCGCCGCCCGUGCCCUGCAUCGCCAGCGGCCUGGGCUCGCACCGCCCGUGCCCUGCAUCGCCAGCGGCCUCGGCUCGCACCGGCAAGCAGCUCCCCCGCGACCCCUGGAGCCGGACCCUCCCCUCCCCUGCCGCGCGACUCUGCUCUGCUCCUUCCGCCAUCCCCGCGCGACUCUCGCAGCCGGAUCCACCCCUCCACUUCUGCAACUCCUCUCUGCUCCUCCCUCCCGCCAUCCCCGCGCCACCACGACGGGCUACCAGCACGGGCAGCUGCUGCCGUCCACAACGCCCUACCCAGCGAGCCCCGCCUGGCCACGGCUCCUCAAGCGGCUGUACUCGACGGUGCUCGCGCAGUACUCUGACUCCGGCCCGCGGUGGAACUGCAUUGCUUGGCCUCGUGCCGCAUGCAGUUUGUUGCUCCUCUCCAUGUGGUCCAUGCACAGGUUGCACCACCAUGGCUCGCUGGUAGUACUAUCAUCAGCAAGUCCGCUAGAAAAACAGGGUGUCCCAUGCUGUAGUUUGGCUAGGGGCAGCACGGGGUUCAGUUUAUUUUAGUUUUCAGAUUUGCAGUGUAGUCCAAGCUAUUCAUUAUUUUGUCAGAUCCACGACUCUGCGUGGGCUGCAAUUGUUGAAAAACAGAAAUACGUGGAUGAAGUUCAUUGUGUGUUUUCUCUGAAGAGAAAUCGAGUGAAAAUUGCAGUCUGUUGUUGUUUUGCUCUCGGGGUUCAUUUUACUUUUCUCUUUGUAGGGAAGAUGAAGUGAUGCAGUUCGGUUGCAUGCCCAGUUACUCAAUUUUGUUGUUGCUGAGAUCUGCACUUCAUUGUGAAAAACUGAAGUUCGUGUAGCCCAUAGAAUUUUUUGUGGUUCGACUGGUCGAGAGUACAAAUUUUGUAUGUGUGUGUCUGUGUCAAACAAUCAGAUAGAUGUGAAGCUCACUUUGUUCUCUCGCCUGGUUAGCUAUAAAACUCCUAAGUGGUUCACUAUAUCAAUGCAACAACUGCAGUGCGUUUGGUCCUCGA
Molecule: messenger RNA, 1462 nt
Organism: Triticum aestivum (bread wheat)
Lineage: Eukaryota; Viridiplantae; Streptophyta; Magnoliopsida; Poales; Poaceae
Exons: 5
Coding region: 1-912 (303 amino acids)
Source: RefSeq, a predicted model, not a curated record